Molecule: messenger RNA, 1836 nt
Organism: Aspergillus wentii DTO 134E9
Lineage: Eukaryota; Fungi; Ascomycota; Eurotiomycetes; Eurotiales; Aspergillaceae
Product: FGGY-family carbohydrate kinase
Exons: 3
Coding region: 1-1836 (611 amino acids)
Biological process (GO): carbohydrate metabolic process
Molecular function (GO): kinase activity; phosphotransferase activity, alcohol group as acceptor
Source: RefSeq, a predicted model, not a curated record
AUGAGCUCACCCACGCCUUACCGUCGCUCUUCCCGACAAGGCUCCAGGCGGGCCUCUAGUGAUCCGCGAAACGAGAUUCAGGUUCAUCUCGACCACUAUAUUGGCAUUGACGUUGGAACCGGCAGUGCUCGUGCUUGUAUCGUUGACGGAAAAGGUGAUAUUGUCGGCCUGGCUUCUGAGAAUAUUGGCCUUUGGCAGCCACAGCAGGGGUACUAUGAACAAUCUACUAAUGACAUUUGGCGUUGCAUCUGCGUCUGUGUUCAGCGUGCUAUCAGCCAGCACAAUAUUGACCCUGAGACCGUUAGAGGUAUAGGAUUUGAUGCAACAUGCUCACUAUCCGUGUUUUCCAAUGUCACUGAUGAGCCCAUCUCCAUAACUGGCCCAAACUUCGAUUCUGACCGCAAUGUGAUUCUCUGGCUGGACCACCGCCCCGUCGAGGAGACCGAGAAGAUUAACGCUACAAAUCACAAUCUGCUUCGCUAUGUUGGUGGGAAGAUGUCCAUUGAGAUGGAGAUCCCCAAGGUUCUGUGGCUAAAGAACAACAUGCCAAAAGAACUCUUUGACCAGUGCAAGUUUUAUGAUUUAGCAGAUGCUCUCACCCACAUCGCAACCGGAAACGACAAGCGAAGCUUUUGUAGUGUGGUUUGCAAACAGGGCUAUGUCCCCGUUGGUGUUGACGGAAGCGUCAAGGGCUGGCAAGAAGACUUUCUCAUGGAGAUCGGACUCGAUGACUUGACCCAGGACGAUUUCAAGCGCAUGGGAGGUGUUGACGGGGUGAAUGGUGAUUACCUUAGUGCUGGUGAACUCGUUGGCACUCUCUGCGAGAAGGCAGCCUCUGAGCUGGGAUUGCCCUCUGGGAUUGCAAUCGGCAGUGGUGUUAUUGACGCCUAUGCAGGCUGGAUCGGAACUGUCGGUGCCAAGGUUCAGUUGGGCUCGGGUCAGUUGAGCGCUGAAGUUGCCAAGAAUGACAAGACCCAGGCAUUUUCGCGUCUGGCAGCGGUUGCUGGAACCUCGACCUGUCAUCUUGCCAUGUCUCCAAACCCUGUCUUUGUCCCCGGCGUGUGGGGUCCUUAUCGUGACACGAUCCAGCCAGGAUACUGGAUGGCCGAGGGCGGACAGUCUGCGACAGGAGAACUGCUUAAAUAUGUCAUUGAGACUCACCCAGCUUUCAACCAGGCAGCAUCUAUCGCCGAGUCAUACCAUGCUAAUAUCUAUGAGUACCUCAAUGAGCACCUGAAGGAGAUGGUCUUGGAACAAAAAGUGCCCAGUGUGUCUUAUCUAGGACGUCACUUCUUUUUCUAUGGCGACCUCUGGGGCAACCGUUCGCCAAUUGCUGAUUCGAGUAUGGCGGGAUCUAUCGUUGGCCUGUCCAGUGACAGUUCCGUGGACGGUCUCGCAAUCUACUACUAUGCCACGCUUGAAUUUAUUGCUCUGCAAACCAGACAGAUAGUCGAGACCAUGAACAAGGCCGGCCACAGCAUUACUUCGAUCUUCAUGUCUGGGUCCCAGUGUCAGAAUGACAUACUAGUGAGACUUAUCGCAUCCGCCUGUGGCAUGCCCGUUCUCAUCCCGCGGUAUAUCCAUGCUGCCGUGUGCCAUGGUGCCGCGAUGCUGGGUGCCAAGGCGGCUAGUGCCGAUGCCGAUGGGAAGACAGAAGAUCUUUGGGAGAUCAUGGACCGGAUGAGCAAACCAGGCAAGAAGGUCGACCCGACCAUCGACGAGAAUGAGUUGGCCUUGCUCAGUGUCAAGUACAAGGUUUUCCUCGAGCAAUGUCAUAAACAGCAGGAGUACCGAGCCCUUGUUGACCAAGCAGUGAGCUCAUGGAAGUCUGGUUGA